UAUUACUAUUAUUAUUAUUAUUACUAUCUCUUUUCUCUUGUCGACAAUACCGAAGGACUAACUGGCGAAAGGAUCAACUCCAAUCACAGUAGUAACAGUCUUAACAUACCUCAUACUACAAACCACAUAUAAUUAAUCCCAGCACUACUCCCUUUGGAGUCAACCAAAGCUACGACAGUCGAGUGGCGGGACAAGCUACGCAGAAGUUUACCGAAGAUCAAGAACCUAUACCUCACAAUCAAGAAGCGAGCACAAAGAAAUCAAAUUGGUUUAUACUAGCUCGUAAAAACGAUAUUGGAUAUUGGAUAUUGGAAUACCUCUCCUCCCCUACUACAUCAGUUAAGUGGUAGCACAAACUGCGCAGAAAUUAACCGAAGACCAGGAACCCUUACCUGACACCCAAGAAGAAAGUACAAAUAAAUCAAACCUGUUCACACUAGUUCAUAAAAAUGACAUUGGAUAUUGAUAGGAUGGCAGACGGUUUUGACGUGCAUGCUAAGAAUACCAGGAAAUUUAUAGAAGAUGAGGCUAAUGAGACUAUUGAGAGAAUGCUGAGAUGUCGGGAUUCGUAUAGAAGGCAGUUAAUUGAGUGUAAACAUUACAUAGAAGAACAAGUAGCAUUUUUCUUCGAGGGGCUCGAAGCGACAUUUCUUCAACUUGAAAAUGAAGUUGAUGAACUUGUUAAAAAGAAGAUAGCAAGUCUCGUGGAAACUCUUGAAAAUAUCGAUACACUCUUAACUGAAAUCAGUACAUGCAAAAGUACUGUUUCCAAGCUAAAUAGCAUGUUGACUGGAAAAGAAAAUUACAAUUGAAAUGAAUUAUAAAUUUUGAAAGUUCAAAUAUACACUACUG
Molecule: messenger RNA, 852 nt
Organism: Trichobilharzia regenti
Lineage: Eukaryota; Metazoa; Platyhelminthes; Trematoda; Strigeidida; Schistosomatidae
Source: the annotation of a GenBank genome assembly